AUGGGCAUAGAUCUUUGGAUAAGAUGUUUAGGCAACGACUCUUUGCUGCAGCCUCUGUGGGACAACCUGCGGAUCAAUUACAGAGACUAUUUGAGGUUUCCACUCUUCCCUAUUGUUCUGACUGUGUCUUCAUACUUUGUCUUCUGCCUUCCUUUCCUUUUUUGUGACAUAAUGGGUGAAAAAUGGGCAUUGGUGCAUCAAUUCAAGAUCCAACCCGGUCGAGGUCCCACAGCCUCUACACUGCUGCACUGUGCGGGUGUCACCUUCUACAACCAUAUGUUUCUUGUGCUGCCAGCGUCAGUGGCCCAGUGGGUAUGGAGGCCUCCGCUCGACCUGCCGGACCAGGCUCCAUCCCUGCUGGAGCUGACUGCCGGGGUGAUAGGCAACCUUCUGCUCUUUGACUUCCAGUACUUCAUCUGGCACCUGUUACAUCACAAGAUCCGCUGGCUGUAUGUCACUUUCCACGCCAUCCACCAUAACUACUCCUCACCCUUUGCUCUAGCCACCCAGUGUCUUGGUGGGUGGGAGCUGGUCACUGUAGGCUUCUGGACCACUCUGAAUCCUGUGGUCCUGAGAUGCCACCUACUCACCACAUGGACCUUCAUGGUGGUGCACGUCUACGUUUCCAUCGAAGAUCACUGUGGCUAUGAUUUCCCCUGGUCCACAUCACGUCUGAUACCCUUAAGCAUCUAUGGAGGGCCCAGCAAACACGAUGUGCAUCAUCAGAAACCCAACACUAAUUUUGCACCACAUUUUAGCCACUGGGAUAAAAUAUUUGGAACACAUGCUGAUUUCAGCUUCUCUACUGCUGUGAAGAAGAAAGCUGCAACACUUUAG
Labrus bergylta (ballan wrasse) is the source of this 837-nucleotide messenger RNA. It is a transcript of the gene ch25hl1.2, whose product is annotated as cholesterol 25-hydroxylase like 1, tandem duplicate 2. Lineage: Eukaryota; Metazoa; Chordata; Actinopteri; Labriformes; Labridae. The record is from RefSeq and is a predicted model, not a curated record. Gene Ontology annotation, cellular component: endoplasmic reticulum membrane. Gene Ontology annotation, biological process: sterol biosynthetic process; cholesterol metabolic process. Gene Ontology annotation, molecular function: C-4 methylsterol oxidase activity; iron ion binding; steroid hydroxylase activity.